AUGACCAAGACCGCGUCGCCCGAACCCGCGCAUGCAACCCCCGAGGCCCUCGAGUCCCAACGCGACAAUCAGAUCGCGUCAGCCUUUCAAGAUGAUUCCGAUCCUCCCUCAUCUCCGCUCGAGUCCCUGGGAUCCGACGAUUUCAGGGACCAACUGACACCCAACGGUGUUGACUUCAUCGGCUACGGCCCACCUUCGCCCGCCGCGCCUGCAUCGCCAUCAUCAUCAUCAUCGCCAUCGCCCGUCCCUCCUACGCCUCCGCCCGCCCCCGCGUCUCUCGAUGACGACGACGAGCGUCCCUCGAAACGACGCCGUACAGCCGAAGCCACACCCUCCAACUCGGCAGGAAAGAAGAAACAAAUCUCCCCGCCAUGGAAGAAAGCUGGCGCCGACGGCCCGACCUCCUACACCGAGAACGGUAGACGCAAGUCUGGCCGCAUCAACACCCUGCCUCUCGAAUUCCAUCCUCCAUCGAACAAGCGAACAACACGAGGAGCUCUUAAUAGCAGUCCACCUUCCAAGAACAAGUAUGCCUCUACCAACGGCCAUGCGACCCCGACACCGGCGUCCGCCGGAGCUUCCAAACCUCCCUCGCGAAAGUCUACAGCCGCCAAGCCCGCCCCCCUGAACCUCAAGAAGUCGAACAGAAAGUCCAUCUCGAACGAAGCCAAGGCACCUGCGCGAUCAACACGCAAACGAUCCCCCUCACCACCAUCCCAGCCAACGAGACAAUCUACAAGGCCACGGCGUGGCCGUCGCAGCUCUAUCGAGGACCUCCCCACCACGACGUCGACGAGCCCCAACCGCACACGAAUCAAGCUGCGCGUACCACGGUCAACGGAGCUGCCCAUUGUCCAUCCCGGACAGGUUCAUAAGCGGCUAAAGAUCGGUCCUACAUUCGAGGAAUACUGGGAGAAAGCACAGACGAUACAUGUGGAUGAGGGAGGUAUAUACCUGCCAGAAGAUGGGCCAGCCUACACUGAUGAGAUGGCCAAGAGGGAUGCCCAAAUCGUCUUACGGGUAGAAGCGGCGGUGGAACCUGGCGGAAUCCUUUCCCAAGAGCGAUGCUCUAUCUUCGUACCCGAAGCUGAGGAAGAGCCCCCGCGCCAAUGGGCCCGUCGUGACCACAUGGUUAAGGCCAUGACAAACUUCCGAAGGCUGAUGCUACAAGAGCAGCAGAGACAUCGCGCACAGGCCAAGAAGAUUGCUGAGGCUUGCCGAGAUGCUUGGCUUCGACGCCAACCCAAAUCGGCGGAGGAGCUUGAAGCAGAAGCAAGAGACGUAUGGAUUGGCCGAUACAGGGUUGUAGUCAAGAGCAUGUUUGGCACAUGGGAGAGCGUGCGAUUCGAAGUCAACAGACGACGCGUCCAGGAAUGGGAGGCCGAGGAGGCGCGUAGAAUUAAAGCUGCGCUACAGGACGUUGUUGAUCUCUCCGAGCAGAAGCUUCUGGCGCGCCAGGCCCCAGCAGACUCCGAUGUAUCUGACGAAGACGGUCUUCCCGACGACGACGACAACGACCCCGAUGGCCUUGAUAGCGACGCGGAGAACAGCCACGCAUCGUCAGUUGACGCUGAUGAUGACGAUUCGGGCGACGAGGACGACGAUGUCAUGUCAUCAUCGGACGAGGACGAAGCGGGCGAGGAGCACACUGGUGAUGCCGGUGAUGAGAAACUUACUCAAGAACAGCUCCGCGCGAAGUAUGCCAAUCUGCCCGAUUUGGCUGCGGAGGAGCCCGCCGAGAAGCUCGUCAAUGGUGUGGACUCCGGGGCAGACGUGAAGAUAGUGCCAACAAGCGCCGCCGAAGACGACACCUCUGAUGAAUCGGUUGACAUGGAUGACGAUCUUGGAUCAACGGAUAUGGACGAUAGCGACGAUGGAUCCGAUGAGGAGAAGGGUUCCGGAGAGGAGAGUGAAGACGAAGAACCUGCUGGAUUGCUUGGCAUGCUCUUUGGCAAAUCCGAUCUGAAGAAGAUGAAGAACGACGAAGCAGAUGACGAAGAGUCCACGAAGAACGAUGCACCUAUAGUGGAAACCCCUGCUGCACAAGGCGAGGCAUCCACUCCGUUCAGGGAUGAAGCAGUCGAUGAUGAAGAUGAGGUUUCUUUGAUUCAGCACCCCGGCAUAUUUGUCGAUGAGGAUGAGAUGGAUGUCGACAAGACCAUUCAGGAAAACGAGAUUGCUCUGGCUGCUGAAUCUGAAUGCGGCUUACCGACAGAGACUGGCGUGGCAGAGUCGGAGGACAAGCCCAUGGCGUCUUCACCAAAGGCUGACGCGGAGAUGGUUAACGGCGUUGACCCCGCCCCUUCGACGACGAACACCACUGAACCCCCCACUGCCGAUCCUGUGAAGGAUGUCAAUACUCCACGUGGAGACAUUGAGAUGGAAGAUGCGCCGCCAAAACUCGAUGCACCAGAAACCGCCAUCGCUCCUGAUUCAGAGGCUCCAUCCAAACACGUGAGCCCUGAUACCGACGUUGUUACUGUGCCGCCUAGCCCAGAACAGAGUCAUUCGCCCCCGACGUCUGAUACGAAGCCUUCCGAAGUAGACACCAUGUCUCUGGCAACGCCUGGGGUGAAAGACAUUGUCAGCCGCUCGGCAACGCCAGCAACGCCCGCCACACCGCAAGCCACGAAAACGGAAAUCCCAUUCCUUCUCCGCGGCACCUUGCGCGCGUAUCAGCAUGACGGAUUGGAUUGGCUUUCGGGUCUGUACGCCAACAAUACUAAUGGUAUUCUUGCAGACGAAAUGGGUCUCGGAAAAACAAUCCAAACCAUUUCAUUGCUGGCCCACCUCGCUUGCCAUCAUGAGGUGUGGGGACCUCAUCUUGUCGUCGUGCCCACGAGUGUCAUGCUCAACUGGGAAAUGGAGUUCAAGAAGUGGUGCCCUGGCUUCAAGAUUCUGUCCUACUACGGAACCAUUGAGGAAAGAAAAAGGAAGCGCCAAGGAUGGAAUAGUGACGAUGUUUGGAACGUGUGCAUUACUUCCUACCAGCUGGUCCUUCAAGAUGUGCAAGUCUUCAAACGUCGCAAAUGGCACUACAUGAUUCUUGACGAAGCACAUAACAUCAAGAACUUCAAGUCACAACGUUGGCGCAGCCUGCUCGGAUUCAACACACAUUCUCGGUUAUUGCUUACGGGCACCCCAUUGCAGAAUAACUUAACCGAGUUAUGGUCGUUGCUGUUCUUCCUGAUGCCCUCCUCUGAGAACGGUGCGGGCGGAUUUGCAGACUUGCAUGAAUUCCAAGAUUGGUUUCGCAAACCAGAGUCGCAGAUCCUGGAGCAGGGCCGCGAUACCAUGGACGAGGAGGGCCGCGCCAUCAUCGCAAAGUUGCACAAAGUACUGCGACCUUACCUGCUUCGAAGACUCAAGGCGGACGUUGAGAAACAAAUGCCGGCGAAGCACGAGCACGUCGAGUUUUGCCGCUUGUCCAAGCGGCAGCGCGAAUUGUACGAUGGAUUUUUGGCUCGUAGCGAUACGCGGGAUACGCUGUCGUCGGGCAACUAUCUGUCCAUCAUCAAUUGUCUCAUGCAGCUGCGAAAGGUCUGCAACCAUCCUGAUCUUUUCGUGGACCGGCCCAUCAUGACAUCUUUCCGGAUGCAGAAGUCGGUGCCAGCGGAGUACUCGAGUACAGAAUCCUUCCUUCAGCGGUCACUGCUGAAGGUUGAGCCCAUGUCUGUGGUCAGUUUCGGGGUGCUGAACAUGAUUCCCACGCAGUUCGAGACGAUGUCCAACACGACCGCCGAGAGGAUCUCACAACUGAGUCUACACAGGGCGUUGAUGGAGCUUCGUGAAGCUCAGAACGCCAGAGCCCACCUUGCUCGCACGAAUCUUGACCCGUCAACCGUUGAGUCAAACAUUGUCUAUCUCGACAGCUUAGCUAGAUGGCGUCGCUUCGAAGAGUUGCAACACAGUGUCUACCUGAACGCUCUUCGUGGCCAGCGUCGACCCAUCUAUGGCAAGCGUCUGGUUGACUUCCUCACUCUUGGGUUGGAUCAGAGGCCAAGAAAACCUCGCCCAAAAGUUCCUUCUGAGGUUCUCAACUGGUUUGCCGAGGACUCAGACUUCCUUCGCGCAGUUAUCCGCACCUCGGACGAUCGUGCGGACUCGUUCCAGACCACUAUUCAAAAGUUCGCUUGCGUCACUCCCGCAGUCAUCAGUCGCGACAUGAACGAAGUCAUCUUAGGCCGGAAAGCUGCGAAUGCAUUCACCGACGAGGACUUGAAGCUAUCUGCACCAGUUCGAUGGGCCCCCUUCAUACCCAAGCAGGCUCCCAUCGACCCCUGGCACGAAGCCCGUAUGCGCCUGAGCAUUCAGUUCCCCGAUAAGAGGCUGCUCCAAUACGACUGUGGAAAACUUCAAGCUUUGGAUAAACUGCUGCGUAAGCUUCAAGCGGGCGGUCACCGUGCUCUCAUCUUCACUCAGAUGACCAGAGUAUUGGAUAUCCUUGAGCAGUUCCUCAACAUCCAUGGUCACAAGUAUUUACGUCUAGAUGGCGCCACCAAAGUCGAGCAGCGCCAAAUUCUUACCGAUCGAUUCAACCACGACGAGAGAAUUCUGUGCUUCAUUCUUUCCACCCGUUCUGGUGGCUUGGGAAUCAACCUUACCGGCGCUGACACCGUCAUCUUCUACGACCAAGACUGGAACCCCGCCAUGGACAAGCAAUGCCAAGACAGAUGCCAUCGUAUCGGACAAACGCGCGACGUACACAUCUACCGACUUGUCAGCGAACAUACUAUCGAAGCCAAUAUUCUUCGCAAAGCAUCACAAAAGCAAAUGCUAGACGAUGUCGUCAUUCAGGAAGGAAGCUUCACAACAGAUUAUUUUAACAAGCUCUCCGUCCGCGACGUGCUUGGUGCCGAGGGCAACGACCUGGUAGACGACGCCGCUAACGCCGCCAUGGACCGUCUCCUCGGCGGAGUCGACAGCGGCAGCUCACGCAACGCUGGCGAGGAACUUAAGCAGGCCGAAGAUCAGGAAGACGUGGAAGCUGCUAAGGCUGCCGAGAAGGAAAUUCAAGAGGAUGAAGCCGACUUCAAUGAAAAGAGCGCCGCACCCUCCGGGGCCUCAAGCACUCGGCAAGGCACGCCCCGCGACGAAGGCCCCAAUGAGCAAAACGGACCCGGCCCCUCCGGCCUCGGUCGCUUCUCCGAGUCUGUCGCACCAGACGAAGAUAUCGAACACAACGCAUGGGGCGAGCGUAUCUAUAAUAUUGACGAGUACAUGCUCCGCACAAUGGCAGAGCAACUCAAGGGCACGGCAUUGGACUUGCCCAAAGAUAAAAAGAAGAGCAAGAAGAAGGGUAGAGAUACGCGCAAACGGUAG
This is a messenger RNA of Colletotrichum chrysophilum, 5322 nucleotides long. RefSeq names its product swr1 complex component (gene SWR1). The transcript has a single exon. The record is from RefSeq and is a predicted model, not a curated record. Gene Ontology annotation, molecular function: ATP-dependent chromatin remodeler activity; ATP hydrolysis activity; ATP binding. NCBI's taxonomy places the organism in Eukaryota, Fungi, Ascomycota, Sordariomycetes, Glomerellales, Glomerellaceae. The coding region runs from base 1 to 5322 and encodes 1773 amino acids. Gene Ontology annotation, cellular component: Swr1 complex.